AAUGUCUCUCACUGCUGUGACUGUUUAUGGAUGCUCUGUAAUGAAAGUGCGGCAGUUCCGGGUCGGAUCUGUCAGCCCUGCAUUGUGAUCCCGGCACUGAUUGGGGGAAUCGCUCACCUUCUGGACCGCUGAUCAGAACUGAACCUGAAGGUGAGAGAAUAGAGAGCUGGGAGCCAGCAUGGUGUGUGCUUGGAGUGAAUGGAAUGCUGCAUUGUGUUACAUUGUAUCACAUCCUGGCACUUUGCUGCAAUAACUGUGUGUUACUGGGUUAUAUAGUGUGUAUACUGUGUGUUCUAGGAGUAUACAGAGCAUUACAGCACCUGUCAUUGUGCACAGUGUCAUUCAGUGUUAAUUGCUGCCAUUGUGCUAUAUUUGAGAGUGACUGUGUGUCUGGGUUAAAUGUAUUCCUGUCUGUCUACCAAUUAAUGGCAUGUAACACACAGCACAUACUAAAUAUAGAUAUAACUGUUAUCUGCCUGAUUCAAUGUGUCUCAUCUGUCUGUUCAUUUUCUUUGUAUCUCUUCUGAUGUCAUUCCCAUUUGCUCUCUCCUUUACUUCUUCUCUUUUUUUAUGUCUUCUGUUUUUUUACUUUCUGUUAAUCUGUAUUUGUCCAAAAUGACACUCCAAACAUCCAGCAACUUAUUGUAGUGGUUAUGGUGCCAGGUGUCUGUUAGUGCAGUCCCAUAUGUUUCCCCAGUCACCAAAAGCCUACCCCUCCUUUAGGAAAUGUAACAUGCUCACUGUCCUUCCAGGGUUAUGAGGUAAGGGCUGAGAGCCUAGAAACCGGACAAUUCAGCGUUACUUGAUUGCACCUUUUAUUUUUUAUUCCCUAUUCUUCAACCCCAAAAGUUUCUGAUGUGGGACAACAAUGGCAUAUGUCGAUUCAGUAUGUCUGGACUGAAUUGUCCUAUAUGCCGCUAGCCAAUGGUUUGACUACUUCAUUUUGGGGGUCCCAGGACACUCCUGGCACCAUAACUUGUACAGUGCCCUGUAGUGGUUAUGGUGCUUGAAGUGUACUUUUAAAGUAACUACCAAUUGCUAAUUAAACUGCGGUUCAAUGACCAAGCAGAAGCUUUCUCGCUCCCUGCUGCUAGCCUGGAAUUCCUGGAGGUGAGUCAACUUUGUACACACUUUCUACUCUAACACAGUAUGACACAUCAUAUUUAAACUAUGAUAAUAUUCUGUUUAUUUAGAAUUAUUGUCUCUUCUUCACAAUCAAGACAAACUAUAUUUAUACAUAUAUAUAUAUAUAUAUAUAUAUAUAUAUAUAUAUAUAUAUGUAUAUAUAAUUUAUUUAUUUUUAAUCUUUUUAAAUGUAUUUUAUUUUUAUAUUUAAGUCGUUUUUUUAAAUUGAGAAGUGAUGCAGAGAUGGAAAUGCUAUCACAAUAACAUAAAUUCCAAAUGCAUGUCAGAGUUGGACCCCUGCUUACCCCGGGGACAUGUCCCUGCUCCUGAUAUUCUGUAUACUCACUACCACUAUCUCCAGUACUGUAUGAUUAAAACAAACAUGGCUAACGUAUGUUGUUAUAAAUAAUUGACCCAUAUGAGUGUGGAAUGGUACAGCCCUCCCCCCCCCAAGUGAAUUGCAAUAUUGUGUUAGGAGAAAUCAGGAAGUGUCAGACCUCUGCAAUGUGGGUUCUGCAGUGCUGAAACUGAACAGCUCUCUAGCUUUAUAUCUCCAUACCAAGUCCUGCUCUAUGGUGGCCAUAACCUGAUGCCCAGCCUAAUGUUGUGCAGUCUUGUUUAGCCUACACACUGUAUAUUCUGCAAUAAGUGGGUUAAGCCCAGGCUUGCCAGAUCCAGCAGGACACACAUAACAUCUACAUGAUGCAGGACAUAUCAUGAAAAGUGCUUCUCUCUUUGACAACUUACCUGUGUCCAUCAGUCACCUCCUGCACUGCAGGGUUUAGGUCAUUGGUGCUAAUGGGAUCUCCAUGGAGGAGCUUCCAAGAUCUAGAGAAGGAGGUGCUUGGAAGACCACGGUUUAGCUGUCAAAUUGUUUGCAAACACCUACUACAGGACUACUUGCAAUGGGAGGGUGCUUGGGCACUAUGUGGCACAGCAAAUGUGGACAGGGCAGGCGACACAUGUCACUGGGUGCCACAAGGCCAGCUGUGGUAGGAAGUAUUUACUCCUUCCUGCUUUCACUCUGCAUGUGGAAUAGUUUCCAAGCAAUGGGUGCCGGCAUAUAACUUGGCCUCGCUGCCUGAAAACUGGAUCACACACAAAGUGGAAGCAGUACGGGGUCCAUGCUUACCCAUCACUAGAUACCAAGGGCCCUGGCAUGAUCUCCUCCUUCCACCAGUGCCCAUACAGCGGAGUGAUACAAAGAACAGCAACUACCCGUCACUACUGGCGUAACUAACAGAACUGAAGGCUGCUGGGCUCAUAACCUCAUAUGUGUGUAUGGACCAGUGGGUGUUUGUAUUGACCAGUGAUAGCGGAGAUUUGUAUGGACCAGUGUGUGUGUUACUGUGCUUAUAUAGGUUUACUGUGUUUGUGUAUGUCAGUAUGGAUCAGUGUGUGCCAGUGUGUGUUAAUGUGUGUGUCAGUGUAUGUUAAUAUGUAUGCAUUAGUGAUUGUGUAUCAUUGUGUUUGUAUGGGUUUCUGUGUGAUUGCAAGUGUGAGCACCAGUGUGUGUUAACGAUGUAUGUGUAUGAUUUUGUGUGUGCCAGUGAACAUGUGUAUGUAUAUCUGAGAGCGUGGGUGUAUGGGUCAAUGAAACUAUAUGUCAGUGAGUGUGUUAAAGAAUGCUCUGUUCCAUAUUUAUAUAUAUAUAUAUAUAUAUGUGUGUGUGUGUAUAUAUGUGUAUUAUAUUGCUAUAUUAUUACUGGUAUUUAUAAAGCGCCAACAUAUUCCACAGUUCUGUACAAUUCAGGAAAAUGACAGUACAAUAUAAACAGACCAAUACAAAGGGUAAAGAAGGCCCUACCUGUGAGUUGAGAUCUAGCCAUUGAAGCUCGUUUAUACAGAGUGUUUUCCUAGAUAUAGUCUAUAUAAGCUUACAAUCUAAAGGUUAAACUGAGCAAUUUUGACAAAAGGUAGCAAGGGGAAUUUGGAGUUUAUGGCCAGAGAGAAUUAAAAAGGAUAAUUGCAGCCUCUGGUAACCUGUAAAGGGAAUGAUGAGGUAGCUGAGUGUUAUGUCAAACAUCUGAGAAAGCCUGUUAUUAAAUUAGAAGGAACUAUGGUGGGCAGGUAGUACUUAGUGAAAAUGAAGUGGCUUUGUUUCUGUUGGCUGGUUUAUGGAAUUAGCCCUGAGAAAGAGAGAGACACGGUUAUUUGAUGGAAUUUACUGCUAGGAGGUGCAAAGAAUAUAGGGGUUGGCUAGAGCAAAAUUUGUUGUAUACAAUUGAAAUAUUUGCCAACUAAUACACUGACUGAAAAUAACAAUGAAAAACUGCAUGUACAGAAAUAUCGAGGUAAACUACAGAUACAAAUGGUAACAUCAUUAUAUACCAUAUAUAGUUAUAGUAAGUAAAUAAUACUAUGGUAAUAAAGGUAGAAUAAAUCAGGUGGAGUAUCUCCCAAACAUAGUCAGGACCUUUGCACAAAGUUGCACAACAAGGUGGAAAUGAAGUGGCUUUGUUUUGAUUAGCUAGUUUGUAGAAUUAUAUAUGUAUUUUUAAGCAUAAUAUUGCACAGUUUGAUGUUUAAAAUAUAUACACAAAUAGAAAUAUAAUGCACCUCAUAAGGGUGCACAAUGCAUUACAUUAGGGUGUGUAUCCUUGAGAAAAUUAACUUGCCCGCUUCACUUAAAAAUACUAAUUUAACAAAAGAGGUGCAAAAUGCACAUUCUUGUUCUAGUGAUAAAAAGGUGUAUACAGAGAAUUUCUUCAAAACAUCGCAAACUAAUACAAACUCACACAGGAGUGAUCACAGAGGCCUAAAGGGAAAGAGUGGACAGUUUGGCCCUGGGCACACUUGGCACACAUACCUACCAACAUUUCAAAUGUACAAAGAGGGACAUUUUAAUUAUAGGGGUGUGGGUGUGGGUGAAGCCAGUGGCGGGCUGUUCUGGGAAAUUUUAGGUAACAUCUCUAUGUGGAACGUUCAGCGUCUCCAUGCAAAGCGUGGAGACGCAUUGAGCAGCACUGACCCAGAGGAAGCACCUCUAUUGGUCAUCUUAAUGACUGCCACUAGAGUUGUUCCUAGACAGCAAUGUAAACACUACCUUUUUUCUCUGAACGAGUAGUGUUUACAUUAAAAAGCCAUUAAGGACAUGCUAUACACAUCAGCACUAAUGCAUUAAGCUGUAGUUGUUCUGGUGACUAUAAUGUCCCAUUAAAGACACAUUGUGUGUAUUAUUACUGUGGAGCUCUGUUAUACACUCAGACACACCAACAAUAAGGAGCUUCUAGAAAAUAGGGAUAUUAGGAUAGAAAAGCAGAACCGCUGGGAUUGGUCCCAAAAUAGGGACUGUUCCUUCUAAAUAGGGACACUUUGGAGGAAAGUCAUGCACGUGCUUAUGAUGCACUUACAUUAAAACAAUUGUGUGUAUGCAUAAUACACUAAGAAAUCGCAUACACCUAUAUAAAAUGUAAGAAGGACUUUGCAUUCCUCAUGGAUAUUCAAUAAACUUUAAAUCGCAGGUCAGAGUUUUGGCCAUAAUUGCUGUAGCUUGUUUAUUUGGAUGCAUGUAUCUGUCACAGCCCGGCCUGUAGGAGUUCAGCAAGCUGUAUUUCCAUGUCUCCUCCUACUUUGUUUAUUGGGGUACAUCAGGGUUUUCCCCCCUAAGUUACUGGCUGUUUCUCCACAUUUUGUGAACAUGUUGCUGCAUUGUAUACUGGAGGCAUAUUGUGGGGAAAUUAAGGAAGGACGUGACCCUAAUUUACGUGGGUGUUUUGGGGCCAUAACAAAGUGGGUGCUGUCAUGAACAAUAUUCAUGAGUGUACCUGCUUACUUGAUUAAGUAAUGCAAAGCGUCCCUGGAAAGGUAAGAGGUCAAAAAUGGAGACGACCAUAAGGAGAGGGUGAGACAUGGAAUGAGACAUGUUUACAACAGAAAAUUCAUAGUGGAAGUUAUUCUGCUUUAAAGGACCACUAUAGUGCCAGGAAAACAAACUAGUUUUCCUGGCACUAUAUAGUGCUUAGGUCCCCCCCAUCCUCAUUCAGGGCCCCUCUCCCGCUGGGCUAAAAGGGUUAAAACCCCUUCAGCCACUUACCUUAAUCCAGCGCCGAGCUAUCUCGGCGCUGGUGAUCACUCCUCCCCCUCUGACGACAGCUCCCGAGUGGAGCCGAAUGCGCAUGCGUGGCCAGAGCCGCGCGCGCAUUCAAACUGCCCAUAGGAAAACAUUAUUCAAUGCUUUCCUAUGGAUGUUCUGCGUGCUCAAUGCGAUUUUCGCAUUGAGCGUCGCGGAAGCGCCUCUUGCGGCUGUCAAGAAGACAGCCACUAGAGGCUGGAUUAACCCUGCAAUGUAAACAUAGCAGUUUCUCUGAAACUGUUAUGUUAACAGCUGCAGGGUGAAAACCUGGGGGACCUGGCACCCAGACCAUUUCAUUGAGCUGAAGUGGUCUGGGUGACUAUAGUGGUCCUUUAAGUGAUAUGGAAAUUCAGUGAUAAACUUUAAAGGACCACUAUAGUGCCAGGAAAACCUACUUGUUUUCCUGGCACUAGGGUCCCCCUCCCGCCGGGCUCUGGGGAGAGGAAGGGGUUAAAAUCUUACCUUUCUCCAGCGCCGGGCGGGGAGCUCUCCUACUCCUCUCCUCCUUCAUAGCGACGUCAUCGGCUGAAUGCGCAUGCGCGACAGGAGCCACACACGCAUUCAGCCAGUUCAUAGGCAAGCAUUUACAAUGCUUUCCAAUGGACGCUGGCGUCAGCACGCAAGUGCCUCUAGCGGCUGUCAAUGAGACAGCCACUAGAGGCUCUAGAGGCUGGAUUAACCCUAUUAUAAAAAAAGUGUUAACCCUAGCUGGACCUGGAACCCGGACCACUUCAUUAAGCUGAAGUGGUCUGGGUGCCUAUAGUGGUCCUUUAAGGGUUAUAGAGGGGUACGAAUUUAGGUGUCUCAAUAAAGCAAGUGAGGUCAGGUGAAUUGGCAAAUAGGUGCAGACUGUAAACAUUAAAAGUCCUCUUUGGCUUAAGGUCAACCACUGAGGCAGGAUUCCGUGCAAGGGUAUCGCACCAUUCUGGUAGUGUUAAAAAACUUUUUAAAAAUGGGUGGCUUUCCAUUGAAGUGACGUGAGAAUAUAAAGUGAAAUUUCAAAUUUAGGAUCAAAAUAGUCAUACAGGAAAAAUGUUCAAAAAUAGUCAGCUAUAUUUCUGUUAAGCUACUCUGGUCUUACAUUUGAAAUUCACAAAUUCACUUUGAAUUCUCAGUUCAAUAAAAUUGAUUUUGUUUUUUAAGUUGGUGAUUUGUGAAUUACUUUAGUUUUCUUUUUUUGGCUUAAAAUUUAAAGGGAAGUCAACCUAUCUGGCUGUCUGUCAGGGAGAUGUUUGUCAGAUUUCUGACAGUUUAUAAAAGGGCCUUUUCUAAUUGAGGCACCAACUUGAGACACAUAAAGCACUUUGAGUGUGUGGAGAAUAUUAAUUUAUUUAUCCCCCCCCCCCCUCUCCCCACACUUAUUUUUAUGAUCAGAAAAAAAGGCACUGGGUUAAAGGGGAGGUAAUAAAUAUAUGAUGUGUCACAUUGAACCAAGGACACCUACAGGAGGCAUUACUAGGGAGUUAGAAAUUAGAGUGCAGAUAUAUCACAAUAAACCACAGUCAUAUCUACAUCUGCUUCUCAAUUAGCAAUUAACUGGGGGGCAGUGGGUGAUCCUGAGACUUUGAGAAGAACUGGAUGUAUUGAAAAGGCAGAUGAUGAAAAUGUGUGUAUAUUUAUAUACAGAAAUGGACUUGACUACUAGAGUAUCCGGUGCUAAAUACUGUAUAUAUACAUUUGUCCACAAAGAAAGGGCUAUGUGAUUCUCACUUUAUUCAGUUAAUAACAGGCCAUUUAUCGUCUUACAAUCUCAGUAUGAGCAAAGGUGAGUAAUUUGCAAGGUCAAAGUUUGCUGCCUGCAGAGAGUAUAAUAUAGUGCAGCAAUAUAUGGAGAGUGAGCAGAAUUAUCCCACUGGAACGAUACUCAUUAUUUAAUGUGUUGGAUGAGCAUCUAUUAAUAGCAUUGCAGCCGUCUACAGUAAGUUUACUAGGUCUCAGACUAUGUAGAAAGUGUGUCCUUUCACCCAAGGGUGCUCUAAAAUUGUUUCUUUUUUUUGUUUUGUUUUUUCACUUUAGUAUUGCGGCCUUAGAUCUUUAAUUUUCUUUUCUUUUUAGUUAGUUGUAACGUCUCCUUGCAGGAAAUCUUAUUUUCUCAUCUUUGAUUAUGUGAUCUCUUAAAACAUUUUGACCGUACAAUGAGCCGGCAAGGUCCUACAUUUACAGUGAUUUAGCAAAUAUUGCAGAGACUGCGUGCUUAGGAAAAAUGUCUGCUGUCAGCACUAAACACUAAUACCUUGUAUUAGCCGGUAUCUUCUGCAGUCUGGACUCCUUAAUGUAAGCAACUUCAUUGUUUGCUGCAGAUUCAGUCUUAACUUCUUUAAACACAGGCUAUUUACUGAAAUGUGAAAAGUCAGGUAUCCAAAGUGUAUUAGACAAAAAUAGCUGAAUUUAAAAAAUACUUAUGUUUUCAGUUGAUCUAUGUUGGCUUCAAAUUUGAAAUAAAUUUUUAAUCUUUUUUUUUUUAAAUUUCUGACAAUUUACGUUGUGAAUACCCUUGACUAUGUUAAUCCCUCUUUUCCAGUGGAUAUUCUUUGGGAGGCUAUUUAAUACUUUCAAUACUGUAAAAAGCUUUCUAACAUUAUCAUGUUUUGUCAUUUGCAGGGUUAGUCACUAAAUCCAAAUUUUGUUUUGUGUGCGCACACAUUGAAUAAACAAACCUCAUAUUCAGAGGCUUGAGUGGCAAGAUACAUUUUCACCGCUAGUGCCAUGUAACCUAGAUACACAUGUGAUCAUAUUUUUCAGUUAUAAGACUCACCAAAAUAUAAUGCACCUAUAUAUCUUAACUUAAAAGAAAGACAACCAGUACAGUCAUUAUGGUAAACUUAGGGGGAUGUAGUAUAUCAUUGUACAGUGGCUGUAUGUGCGUGUGUGGGAAUUUGUGAGGUGUGAUAAGGGCUGUAUGGUAGGGGGUAAGAGGGGAGUAGUUUUAUAUGUUUGUUUUUUUGUUGUAUUCCUCCCUCUGUGCUUCUUACCGGGGGCGAGGAAGAGGUAACAUGAUGACCCCUGUUGAUCCAGUGGGGAGUGACUCUAGCUGGCACCUUCCAAGGUAUCCAUGUGUAUAUGGCACAUGUGCAGAAUAUAAUCUCCCCCACCACAGACUGUGGUAAUGGCCCAGUGAGGGAGGUCUUUGAUCUCCCUUUCUGGACUGCCCACAGUUUUAUAAAUAACAUUUAAAAAAAUAAUAUAUAUAUAUAUAUCAAGAGGGGGUUGGCUGCACUCACCUUAACAUGCAUAAAUGGGGGUGCUGCUGGGGGCCAAAUAAUACAAUACACAAGAUCCAGCACACUCACCUAUCCACUAAACAGCAACUUCAAUGUUGAAAGAUUUUAUUUGUUUUUUUAAAAACACCUAAUCUAGGCAAAAAUAAUGGGGGUUUAGUUACAUUAUAUGAUCAUACAUUGCAUAAGCCUGCCACAACGUCAAUGUACCCCAUCUUUGGCAGGUCCUACACUAACAGCCUAAUGUCUGCUCUUAUGAGAUUAACCUACUUGGGGAAAGAAAUUCCAUCUGGGGCUCUCUGCAGUACAAGGCUAAAUAGGGCCCUGGGAUGAGGCACCUGUGACAGGGAGGGGUGCAAAACCAAGGAGUUGGCUAGACUCCCAAAUAUAUAUAUAUAUAUAUAUAUAUAAAACAAGAGGGGGUUGACUGCACUCACCUUAACAUGCAUAAAUGGGUGUGCUGCUGGGGGCCAAAUAAUACAAUACACAAGAUCCAGCGCACUCACCUAUCCACUAAACAGCAACUUCAGUGUUGAAAGAUUUAUUUUUUUAUAUAUAUAUAUAUGUAUAUAUAUAUAUAUAAUCAUAAAAGAGAAUGCAGACAGUUUAGUUUUUUUUCUUUUUCAAAACUGCAUCCUAUAGUCGGAAAAAAAGGAUCUAUUUUUCUAGGGAGACUCUGUUGCAGCUUCAAAUCUUUGUAGCACAAUAAUAUUUGAUAGACAAACAUUACCCUAAUAAUAUCCUUCUAUCUUGACAGACAGACCCAAACUGAACAAAUAUGGAUCUAGAUAUUGUGAAUAUGGUCCUGAUUGCAGGUGGUACACUUCUGAUCCCAAUUCUGGCCUUCACUGCAUCCUUUCUCGUAUGGCCGGCUGCUCUGAUUAACAUCUAUUACUGGUAAGACAUUGACGUUUGUUAAAAAAGAAAGAAAGUGGGGUUAUCCCGGCCCCAACUGGCAAGAAGCUUGCACCAUCGCAGCGGCAGCACUCACAAGCCUGUAUGUUAUUCCGUGCACUAAAAAAAUAAAGAAUGUAAAAAAAAAAGAAGAAAGAAAAAAUCGUUUAAAUUCAGCAUUCAUAUUACUUAAACAAAAUGCAUCAGGAAAAAAAAAAAAUUUGUUUUCAGCCCGUUUAUCUUUGUUCUAAAGAUCAUUCCAGUUAAAAUAUUCAGCCCUCACUUCAAUAGUAGUCUAUUUAUUGGUCCUAUCUCUAUUACAGGACAGUUAAUUUGAAAACCAAACCUUUCAUUAACUGAAUAGAAUUGCAUUUUUCACUAACAUUGCAUUAGUAAGCAAGGGAGCUCAGUGACCUUGACGCCCAGCAUUCUAAUCCCAGUCACAGUUUGCCUGCUGAUUUAUAGACAUUCAAAACUGAUUUAAAAGGUUGGGCAAUAGUUUUCUGAUUGUCUGCGUUUGAUAUUAAAGAUAUCAGGCAUGUAAGUUUCAAGUCAGGUAUACAUCAGAGUAAGGUCUGGUAAGGUCUUGAGAUAACCCGACAUAGAUUGAUAAUAACAGUGGAACAAUUUUCACUAUGGAAUUAUGUUGUUCGGUAGGUGGAAUCAGUAUGGCCCUCAACUUUUCCAAUUUCAUCAGGGACAUUCUAAUUUCAGGCUCUGAUCCUCCGAUCUUACCUUCAGGAGUGAAACCAUUUUCAGAAGGUUAAACCCUGAAGUCAUACACAUAGCGCCCAACAACUCCGCAUUCUGGUUUCCUUCCUUUGGCCGCCUUUAUUGCCCAGAAGGUUUGCCUGGGUGAUAGCACCAGAGAGAACCAGCUAUUCAUUGUGAGUAAUAGUACAUACUGUUACAUACUAUUACUCGCAAGUAGUGGCCAGUGAUAGUUGGCUUUCGUUCUGUGUCAAUAUUAGUAAAGAGGCUUUUAAAAUAUUGAUUUAGUUAUUGAGCAAUGCAUGGAUAGCCAAAAGGAAGCCCUCCAUUUUUAGUAGAAUGGAUCCAAAGGCAAAUAUGGAAUCAGAGGGGGGCAUUUUAACUCUCCUGUAGGAGGUAACUGGUGCCCAGUGCAACUCAGGUACGUUUUUAAACCAUUAGCGGCUACUUACUGUGGGAGGAUGCCAGGGCACCUCUGACACCAUAACCACUUGGCGUGUUCCUUUUAAUAACACAAAAGGUUUCGUUUUCUUCAGUAAAUUAAAUAUACUGUGCUACUCCUAACAUUUACUCAUUUAUUUAGUGACUCGUACAUUAAAUAAUACAAAGAAAUAUGAAGAUGACGUACACUGUGAUGAUUACUUUUUUACUUUAUUGAGUGCUUUAAAAAAUUAAAGAGACGCUAUAGUCACCGGAACCACUUAAGCUUCAUGUAGUGGUUCUGGUGUCUGUUGCCUAUCCCUGCAGGCUGAGCACUGUAAACACUGCCUUUUCAGAUAAAAGACAGUGUUUACAUUGCUGCCUAGGAACACCUCUAAUGGCAGGCACUCAGACAGUGUACUCGGCAUGGAGGUGCUAAAUGUUUGACAUAUGAGGAAAUGCUGAUUGUGGCAGCAUGACAUUUCCUAUAGGAAAGCAUUGGAGAUCAUCAAGACUGAUUUCAGCCAUAAACUCACCUUUCCCAUUCAAUCGAAGGGGAGCUAGUCACCUAAAUAGUUAAACACUAUAGUGUCAGGAAUGUAUAUUUGUAUUCCUGACACUAUAGUGUUUAUUUAAAGGGACACUAUAGUCACCCAGACCACUUCAGCUCAAUGAAGUGGUCUGGGUGCCAGGUCCCAUAGGUUUUAACCCUUCAGAUGUAAACAUAGCAGUUUCAGAGAAACUGCUAUGUUUACAUGGCAGGGUUAAUCCAGCCUCUAGUGGCGGUCUUCCUGACAGCCGUUAGAGGAGCUUCUGCGAUGCUGGAUGCGAAAAUCGCAUUCAGCGUGGAGAACGUCCAUAGGAAAGCAUUGAGAAAUGCUUUCCUAUGGGUGUUUUUAAUGCGCAUGCGCAUUCCGCUUCACUCGGGAGCUGACAUCGACAUGGGAGGAGAGGUCACCAGCGCCGAGGGAGCCCGGCGCUGGAUUAAAGUAAGUAGCUGAAGGGGCUUUAACCCCUUCAGUGCCAAGAGAGGUGGGCCCUGAGGGGGGGGGUGAAGGGACCUAAGGGUUAUAUAAUGUCAGGAAAAUGAGUUUGUUUUCCGGACACUAUAGUGAUCCUUUAACUGUUCCUGUGAUCAUUUAUAUAAAGCAACACUUAGAUAAUUAUGUUUUUUAGUCAUUUGAUUUUUUGCAUUCCUUUUACUUCAAAUUGUAUCUUACCCUUCUGGUUUAACAGGUCAGUUAGGUGAUUAGGAUGUGAAACUGAUUUGAUCUUAGGUCGGUCUAACCUUAGAGGUUUGCGUUGACCUGGCUGGUGAGCGUACACUUUGAAGGCCGUUUUAGUGGUACUAAAAGCAAAUUGCUAUUUAAAUCUGCAUUAAAUAAUGGGAUAGUAUCAGGUAAUGUGUUUUUUUUUUUAAUUCUAAUUAAAUAAUUGAUGUAUAAAUGUGAAGCUGCAGUUUGUAUGAUGCUUAACUGUUUGAUUAUCAAAACGGUGUCUAGUAGGAGACAUAUCUGGGCUACUCCGUAGACCCACAAGUUCAGGCAGUCUACAUACCUGCCACUAGCAUCUUCACUUCUCCCACUUAUCAAUCUGGUAAAGCCUGUUGACAGGAUGUGCUGCAGCAGAUUUGGACUCCCCAGGUCGAGAAUAGAAGCCCCACACUUGUACACAUGUGAUAUUAUAAUGACCGUAUACAUAAUUUGUGACCAGUCCUCGUUUGUUCUGUGGAUUACCUUGAAGUGCUCUUCACUGGCCAUGCUUGAGAGCAUUCUUCUAUUUUUACAUGGUCUACAAUAACCAAGGUGCCACUAGGACAUUUGGUGAAGGCCUCAUAAGCAGCCUACACCUGGGUAUCGGAAGAGAUGGACGUGCUCCUGUUUUGGGACUGUGGCUUCAGUUUAGACAUAAUGUUGCUGGUAAAUCAGUUUUGUCGGGCAAGAUUUCAGUAUCCAAACUACAGAAGCAUAUGAACUUCCAAAGCACGUGUGAGCAGGACUGGAAAAUAACUCUUACUCACUCAGUUAUGUUUCCCAUGUUCUUAUACACUAAUAAAACAUACUUUUAUAUAUUUGGAAACUGAUCCCUUCUGCUAUGUAAAAAGAAACUAUUUAGAAUAUAACAAAGUGCUUUCACUGAGGCUCAAUAAUGAGGAACAGAUCACACAAGGCUAAUUUGCAGAAACUUAUCAGGAAUUACAUUUCAAUUGUAAGCACUUCAGCCAAGGAUGCAUCCUGCAUAAAAUAAGGCAGGCUACAGUAACCUAACAGAAUUAAUUGAUACAUUAAAAAUAAAGAAGCCUUGAUCAGAGGAAGUGGACAUAACUUGGAGCAGGAGAGCAGAAGACUUGUGGGCUAAUGCAAUUUGACAGAAAAAGUAGUAGAUACCUGGAACAGCCUACAGUGGAAGUUUUACAAUCUGACACAAUAAAUGAAUCGAAGAAUGCAUAAACUGUGCAUAAGGGUGUACGAAAAAAAAAAUCUGUAAAAAAGUUUUUAUAUUAAACAACCUAGACCAGAAAAAACGGUUCUUAUCUGGAAUCUGGUCUAUAUAUUACAUAAGUGUAAUUAUUACAUUGAUGCUAUAUUUUGUUAACCUUGAUUUUUGUUAAAUGAUGCUCACACACUCACUAAUUAUGCUGCACCUUAAGUAUCUGGUAUAUUUUAUCGCAGGUACUGGCGACGGACGCUGGGUAUGCAGGUUAAAUAUGUCAACUAUGGAAAUUAUACAUUUUGUUACAUUACCAGAGGGAGACCAGGCCCCAAACCUUCUUUAUUAAUGUUACAUGGAUUCUCUGCCCAUAAAGACAUGUGGCUGACUGUAGUUAAGGUAAGGGUUAAAUGAACAGUAAACAUUGUAAAUGUAACUUCAUUGUAAAUGAAAUAUAUGUAAUAUGAUGCCCUUUAGUGGUGAUUGCUCUGUUAUUUUAUGGAUCAUACAUGUAACAUCUUAAAAACCACAUCAUAUAGUCUUUAAUGCCAGAGACUUACCAAGAGAAUUUGCACCCAGUCAGCAUUGCGUGUUGGAGCCUAUAUCUCUAUCAGGGAUUAUACAUUUUUUGUGCGUGUGCUUCUGCACCCCCUUGCCCCCUAGUGUCAUUCCUGAUGCCCCCGUAGUCCCCAAGUGCGAACUGAUACCUCUAACCUGCCUGAACUAACAUGCUUGGCCACUGCACUUAUUAUCUGGUUUGUGAUUGGCUACAUGUCAAAACAGAUUUCAGAAAUUCGACCAAUCACCUUAUUGGUCCAAAUUCUGGCGUACUGCUGUUGGUAAAGUAAUUAAUAUCUGAACCUAGAAUUCAUAUUGUAAUGAAAGACAAUAUAUAUGUUGUAGUGACCCAGUUCCCAUCAUUGAAGAAGUUCUAUUCGUGAACUCAUUAGGUCAGAGAAGACAGAUGGAUUCAUUAUUUGGAAAGAGUUUUGUGGGAAACACUGAACAGGGUUUCCGAAUAUUAAAGGAAACAAAUCAUGAUGUGGUUUUCUACUUGAAAGGCCUAUGACAAUCCUGAAGUCGAUAUUUUUGUUUGUUGAAAUGCUGAAACAUUUUCCGAUUUUUGCAGUUCCUACCUAAGCACCUUCACCUGGUGUGCGUGGACAUGCCUGGUCAUGAGGGAACUACUCGGUCUGCUUUGGAUGACUACACGGCCAAUGAACAAGUUAAAAGAAUACACCAGGUAUUUGUAAAACUGGUUUAAAAAGAAACAGCUUGAUUUUAUUUGGAUAAACAUUUAUAUUUUAGAAUAAUUUCAUGAGCUGUUCUAACGUUUAUAUGUUGCACAGAGACUGCUUAUGGUUCUGGAAAAGUGGUUCCUGAUAAGAGCUGUGGUGCUUUGGUGGCCAGGAGUUAAGAGGUCAAUAGUUAUAUGCAGGAAAUUAUAAUUGCUGUGUAAUACUUAAAGGGGAAAUGUCCUUCCUGGAAUUUUAAUAUUAUCUUUAUAUGGUACUUACCCCCUAUACUUAAAGGGAUUCUAUAGUGUUAGGAACACACAUCUGUAUUACUAACACUAUAGUGCCCUCUGGUCCCCCCCCCUCCCUCGGCACUGGGUCGGCACUCUCCCUCCUCUGAUGUCAUUAGACUGUGUGAGGAGGGGGCGAAUGCGCAAGUGUGGCUAGCGUCGCGAGCGCCUUAGGCCCUCCCCAUAGGAAAGCAUUUAUUCAAUGCUUUACUAUCAGGGUUUCACUGAUGCUGGAUGUCCUCAUGCAGAGCAUAACUCCAUCCAGCGUCAUUUAGGUGACCUUGCGUGAAUUUGGAUCCACGAAGUGCCUCUGUCUGACAGCCACUAGAGGCAGUCUUAGUCCUGCAAGUAAUCAUUGCAGUUUCUCAAAAACUGCAAUCAUUUACAUUGCAGGACUAACUGGGACAAGGAGACUGCACCCAUACCACUUCAAUGAGAUUAAGUGGUCUGGGUGACUGUAGUGUCCCUUUAACAAACAUAUAUGAUUGUCUGUUAUUAAAAAAUCAGUUUAAAUUUUAGGUCAACAACAUUUUUGAUCAUUGUUUUUUAAAAAAAACAAAAAACCCCAAAAAACUGUCCUGUUAGUACAAAUAGUAAAGGAGAAACCGAAACAAUGUUGCAUAUUUAUAAAUGUGUAAUUUCCAGAGGAGUUUCCCUUUAAUUGUAUUAACAUUGUUUCUAGUAAUCUUGUCACUUUAUUUGAUACAGAACAUUUGAUCCCUGUAGCUUCUUGCAACUUGUUGCCACCCACGGGGAUAAGCAUUAUAUACUAUAUCCAUGUAAAACCAUAGGAGCUUAUACCAAAAGCACUUCAAUAGAUUGCUGCAGCUGCUAACACACAUCUCACACUCUGAAUGUUGCCAGGGCAUCCUAAAUCUUUGGAGAUUAAAAUCUCAUGUUCUCUAUAAAAUGAUUACAUCCCAUCUGGUUCAUCUUUGCACUCUGACUGAAGAACAAAAAGCUUAUAUAAAAUUGUGAUUAUAAUGGCAUUUACAUAUGCGGCUGGCUUGAUGGAGGUGUUACUGAAUGUUAUAUAUAUAUAUAUAUAUAUAUAUAUAUAUAUAUAUAUAUAUAUAUAUACACACCAUUUCUGUGUUUUCUUUCUUCCAGUGCUAUGUGCUUCCAUAGUUUUUAGAUAUAUGUUGUCUUCUUUCUUAAUUUUCUGUUACUAAAAUAAUAACUUAAUAUAUUUAAAACAAAAUCAGAUUUCCUCUGUAUCGGACAUGGUUGUUGUAUUUUAAUUGCUGUUUUAAAACGAUUAAAAUACAACAUCAUGGCCUAUAAACUAAGCCUCUCAAUAGGUACGAGAUAUCAAUUCUUCACUACCAUGCACUUUCAGGGUUAUUUACGAACGUGAGAAGUUAAAGGAUCAGUUUGAGCACCAUAACAACUUCAAUGAAACUAAGUUGUAUGAUAAACUUGAAACUACAGAUAGAUAAAUGAGAAUUCACAAGUGAGAUAUUCAUAAAUUAGCAAUAUGCCAAAUACAUACGAGUGACCUAAUAAUUAAAAUAUAACUUUUAAUGAAUUCGUUAAAAAUAGUAAAUGUAUAAGGAUAAAUAUCCAAAUACUAAAUGUAAAGAGUCAUAAUCAGAAAUAGAUAUAUAAUGUGAAGAGUAAUGUAUCUAACUAAUGGAAAUUGCCCCCCAAAAUAUAGUAAUAGGGGCAAAUAACCAGUGAACAAAUAUAUCAAAUAUACCAUGUAAUGACUCAAAGCUAAAAGUGGUAAAUAAUAUAGUUGGGAGGUUCUGUUCAAAAGUUUUCAGAAAUCCAAUCCCAAAAUAAAUUAGCAAAACUAAGUUUUGCAAUCACCGAGAACAAGAAUAAUAUUGUUGCUGUAAAGGUGUUACAAAAUGAAUUAUUAUGUUAUACACAGAGACAAUUCAUAAGUGAGAUAUAAUGUGACACUUUUUAGAACGGCUAAUCGUGUUCCAAUGAGUUUGGGGGAGUUUGGUUUUUUUUUAUCAUUAGGUGACGAGUGAUUUUUAGGAGCACCUUCCUCAUGAUAGACUUCACAAUUAGGACAUAACUCUCCUCUAUUUGCUCCCACUGCAAUCACGGCUAAGUUCUCUUCCCACAGAGGCAGUUUACACAUUUGAGCAAUAUCAGUUGCUCUAAAUGUUACAUUAUAUCUCAGAGGCAGCUUGCUCAUUGGAACACGAUUAGCCAUUCUAAAAAGUGUCACAUUAUUUCUCACUUAUGAAUUGUCUCUGUGUAUAACAUAAUAAUUCAUUUUGUAACACCUUUACAGCAACAAUAUUAUUCUUGUUCUCGGUGAUUGCAAAACUUAGUUUUGCUAAUUUAUUUUGGGAUUGGAUUUCUGAAAACUUUUGAACAGAACCUCCCAACUAUAUUAUUUACCACUUUUAGCUUUGAGUCAUUACAUGGUAUAUUUGAUAUAUUUGUUCACUGGUUAUUUGCCCCUAUUACUAUAUUUUUGGGGGCAAUUUCCAUUAGUUAGAUACAUUACUCUUCACAUUAUAUAUCUAUUUCUGAUUAUGACUCUUUACAUUUAGUAUUUGGAUAUUUAUCCUUAUACAUUUACUAUUUUUAACGAAUUCAUUAAAAGUUAUAUUUUAAUUAUUAGGUCACUCGUUUCUCUCUUUUUUCUUUAUCAUUAUCGCUUGGGCGAAUGGGUUAACCCCUUUAUGAGUGAUCCUAUAGCUUCCCUCAGUUUAGUUGUUUUUUUGCCAAAUACAUACAAUUUACUACAAAAUAGCUAAUUACGUGUGGGUGGGUAGGGUAGAUAAUAGGGUGGUUGGAAAGAAGGGAAAGUGGUGGAGAAGCAUAUUAAAAACUCUUGAGCUUUAUAAGUAAGAGUGCUGACUCCAGGGGACUAACAACCACCGAGACAUCAAAGGUGGCCAAUCAAAGGAUUGCAGGAGUGUAGAGAGGAGGGGCGAUUCCAGAAAACGCCCUUCUAAAGAAUAUUAUAGGAUUUAAAUGUUUUAGACACACUAUGGCAAGGCAUGCAAUGUCAAGUCUUAUGCAACUACUCAGGCUUUAAAAGAUACUCCCCAUUGCAAGCCUGGAGAGCACAUUGCACACUCAGUAGAAGUGAAUUUCUACCUGCGAGGACACAUUUUUUCAUUGCAGAGUGGAAACUUUGAACCCUGGUAUAUUGUAUCCCUUAUCUUGCGGUAUUUAGCACAGGGCCCGACAUAUUAUCUCAUAAAAACUUCAACAAAAAAAGAUACAUAAAAUAAACGUCCCUGCUUAUGGUUAUUUGUACAAACUUUAUUAUCAAUACAGCUUAACAGUAAUGGCAACAAAAUGAAAACUAAUGUCUGUGUUUGAGCAUAAUUCCCAUACAAUUAAGGACAAUAUUUGUAAAAUAUGGAGAAAAUAAUGCAGUUAUUUUUUCAUGUAUUUGUGCCUGGAGGUUUUGUGCUUAGUUUAAUGUUUUCAAGUUUCUGUUGUGCCUGUGUAGUUUCUGUUGUGACUAUGCAAAGCGAUGGGCUUUUGUUCCUGGUAUCUUAGAAUAUUAAUUGGCUUCCCAAGUGUUGUAAUGUGUUUGGUGUCUGCGGUCAGUCCACAGCAUGUAUGAAGCUGAGGCAGGAAAAAACAAGCGCUUCAGCUCUGGAAAGGAAUUAUAAUGAAAAAACAUGAACUAAGGAUAUAAAUGAAAUGGAGUGUUCAUAUGUACAAUAAAUGUAUAUUUAUGUUUCUAGAUUUAUAUAAUUAUUACCAUUUUCCUUUUUUUAUUUUUCUUAAACCUCAGUUUGUAGAAAGUAUCAAUAUGAAUAAGAAACCAUUCCAUCUCGUGGGCACUUCGAUGGGUGGAAAUGUGGCUGGUGUUUAUGCUGCUCAAUAUCCAGCUGAUAUCUGCUAUCUGACUCUUAUAUGCCCUGCUGGUAAGUGUUGUUAUCCACUGUUAUAUGCUAGUGCUGAAUAUAUUAUAGGGUUACUAAAAGCACCAUGGCCUCUAAAGUAAUUUGAAGUUGUCAUCACCUCUGCUGCUGGAUGUAACUCCACCUCCAGCAGCAUCACUACGGUGUCAUGGGCCAGUCUAGAACCAGAAAAGUUCCAGGCUGGCUAAUGUCAAUUCUGUGUAUAUUUUGCAGAAGCUGGAUGCCUGUCACAUCCAGCCUUAAAGGACCACUAUAGUGCCAGGAAAACAUACUCGUUUUCCUGGCACUAUAGUGCCCUGAGGGUGCCCCCACCCUCCGGGACCCCCUCCCGCCCGGCUCUGGAAGGGGGAAAGGGGUUAAAACUUACUUUUUUCCAGUGCUGGGCGGGGAGCUCUCCUCCUCCGAUCCUCCCCGUCGGCUGAAUGCGCAUUCGCAGCAAGAGCGCGCGCAUUCAGCCGGUCACAUAAAUGAAAAUCACAGUGAGAAGCACGCAAGUGCCUCUAGCGGCUGUCAAUGAGACAGCCGCUAGAGGAAAUAGGGGAAGGCUUAACCCAUUCAUAAACAUAGCAGUUUCUCUGAAACCAAACUGCUAUGUUUAUGAAAAAAUGGGUUAACCCUAGCUGGACCAGGCACCCAGACCACUUCAUUAAGCUGAAGUGGUCUGGGUGCCUAGAGUGGUCCUUUAAAGUAGACCAGGUGCGGGGUUGGACCAGGUAAGGGGGCAGACUAUUACAAAACGGUUUGCCCCAUUAGCAGGACAUGGGGCCACAGAACUCCUGGGAUCAUAACCACGAUGGUGGUCUGUAGUUGUUGGCAUUCUUGGAGUAAUCCUUCAACUCUUUUCAUUGAACAAACUGGCUAUGAAUAGGUUAAAUGGAUGAUGUCAUUUUCUUGCUCACUUUGAGUGAGGUAUGGGCAUUGUUUGUGUUUUAUUUGUUUUUCCUCUCAUCUAGUGGCUGGUUAAACUAAGUCAAUGAAAAAUGAUUUACAGACAGACCUUACUGUGGUUCAAGAACACUAUUGUAUUCAUAUUGCUUUCUUAUUCUAAUCUAUAGGCCUUCAGUAUCCAAAUGAUAGUAAAUUCCUGAAACAACUGAAAGAAUCAGGCGAUACACAGAAAAUCCCUCUCAUUCCAUCAACGGCAGAAGAAAUGGGGGAAAUGCUGAAGCUCUGCUCCUACGUGCGAUUUAAAAUUCCACGGCAGGUAAGACACAGGUAGCCAUUUAGGAUAGAUUAGAGUAGGAUUCAUUUGCUUUUUCAUAUUAGCGUGACAAUGUUAUCACUUGCAGUGCUAUUGAUUUCGGUCAAAAUAGCCAAAAUAAAGACAUUGUUUAUUUGGAGACUGUUUCCAAUGUAGCUAUUCCGACGUAAAAUGUAAUAUGUACUUUUAAUUCUCAACAAUUCCCACUUGUGAAAAAUCUUGUUUGUGUUUCACAGCCUGCUUUGUCGUUAAAGGACCACUAUAGUGCCAGGAAAACAAACUCGAAAACAGUUUCUCUGAAACUGCUAUGUUUACAGCAGGCAGGGUUAACCCUAGAUGGACCUGGCCCCCAGACCACUUCAUUAAGCUGAAGUGGUCUGGGUGCCUAUACUGGUUCUUUAAUACAAUAUUUUAAUGUUUCAAAACAAUCAAGACCUUAACUUCUUUAAUUAAAGGGAAGGGACUCUCCAGUGCCAGGAAAACAAAUCCGUUAAACAGGCCUGUUAAACAGAGAUCAACAGAGGAAUUGUUGUGAUUUCAUUAAAUUAAAUAAAUUGCUAUUUAUGGACAUGAAAAAUAGAUCCAUUUAUUAUUGACUCAAGAGGUCAAAACUGUACAGUCCACGGUUAGUUGGUGGUCUUUGGUGCUUUGGUUUAAAUAGCUUCUUUUUUAUUUUAAAACCGUACUUUAUUGCUAAGGCUGCCUGCAGAAGUACACAAUGAAAUCUAGAAAUGUGAUUUCAUGUGCAGCAGAGUGUUCUGGGAGAAUUACAGAAAUAUGAUUUUUCAGAAUUGCUGCGCCCAAGAUAGAUUUCCCAAAUUUUGAAUUCAGGAAACAAAACUUGAUUUUAAAGGGUUAAUGAGCAAUAUGUAGGCAUCCUUCAGGUCACCCCUUUUUGGAAUAAUAGAGGACUGUAAAAUGUUACUGUAGGCAGCAGAUGUUUGGUAUGCUUGUUCAUUUUAGUGUACCUGACAAAUUUGUUAAAGGAACACUAAUGUUAAAAAUAUAUUUUAUUUUUACAUCUAAUCUGCUCCUUUCUUCAUUGAGAUUAAAAGAAAUUACAGAAAGCAGACAGUUUCUUUGAUCACUUACCUCCAUUAUGCGUAAGCACAACAUCCGCUACCGCUGUAGCCUUUCGCGCCCCUUGAUAGUCUUCCAGGGGGACACAAUGUAUACAAUACACAAUCCUGAAGGAGCCGCGUCGACUCACAAAACCUGGGCCUUCCAUUUGAUUCGCUUGGUCCACCCAAACAGGCUGCAGCGCCCACGGGUUCUCGUGGCUGGAACCCAGCAAACACUCCAGAGUUUGUGCCUAGACUGUCCACUUCGGAUUCUUAUACCACAGUCACGACCUGAACCCUAGCUGGAAUAAGUCAGGGUAGCCCAUCUAAAAAAAAAAGAAUUGUUUAUUAGUUCUACUUCCAAUAGCUUCUUAGGUUUAACAUUCCAUUACUACAUGUAGCGUAGGCAAUAAACACAUGCCUGGAUCAGCCCGACUGUCUAUUGCCCAUAUACCACCCCCCACCUCCACGCCUUAGGGUAAUGUGACAACGCUUUUAUAUAAAAACCACAGUGUGAUAUGUGUAUGUUUACCACUGCUUUCGUAUACCUUGAAUUCUCUAUACGUCUUUGUCUCUUGAUUCUGCCAAACUCAUGUCUCACUGUGCAAAAAUAAAGAUAAAAAAAACAAACAAAAACAAUUACAGAAAGCAACUGUAAUAUCAGUUGAUAUCAGCAAAUUUAAUUGCUAGUGUAGAACUCGCCUUUUGGGGCUUGACGUGGCAGGUGAGCUUAUAUUCAAAUGACCAUGGGAAUAAAACUAAAGAGCCUCCAUUUUGUUUAAAUGUACAUAGGGAUUUAGGCCAGAGCGCAAGUAACGUUCUCUUUGGUUUUACUAUGUAUUUUAAGCUGUUGGAUACUAAGCUACUGCUGCUGUAAGCGCGGUGCUUUAUCUUUGUGUUUGUAAACAACCAACUAACUUGUAAUCCUGAAUUGAAAGUAGGAUAAGUGUACGUGAUAUAACUGAAGUUUGUUUUAUUUUGACUGCAAAAGCAACACAAAACUUUGAAACAAAGUGUUCAGAGAAAUGUAUGCCUUACUUUGCAUCUUAUAUACCUCUUUGUACCAAAUAUGCAGUAUUUUAUAUUGAUAAAUAAUCUUUAUCUUCUCUAUGGUAAACUGUAUUGUUGUACUUUAACUGUAUUUCUACAGGUUUUGCAGGGCCUUGUCGACGUACGCAUUCCUCACAAUGAAUUUUACAGAAAAUGUAAGUUAAGAUAUAUGAGAUAAACUGUAAGUAAUACAUAGGAUAAUAUAUGUAGUCCAGGAAGUACAAUAUUGGGUUUCCAAUGUACAACACAAACACAGCUUAAAUCAAUAUUUUAAUAUGGGUAUGCAUAAUAGAUGAGAGUAUUUGACUUUGAUUAAACAGAAUAGGGAUGCAUUUUAACAUACAUCGUAAACUGUUCUAUGAACCAACAAAGUGUUUGUUUUGAAUUAUGCUGGUUUAUUCAUAAUUUUUAUGUAUUUUCUAGUGCCACGUGCGUUUUUUGAAAACGGUGUACUUCUUGUUAACAAAACUUACAUAAAGUAGAUAUAGUCAUUUGAGAAAUACCGUGUUCUCUUUUUUUAUAAUUAUUUUUAGUCUUUUAGGUAUAGCAACCUUUGCAUAAUGGGGGUUUGCGUCAAAAAAGGUUAAAAACGACUAUCUGCUAAAAUCUAAAAUAUCCCAUAAUGCUAAAUAUGCUAAAAUAUCCCAUAGGCACAUUUUCUGAUUAAUAUACAAUGUAGUGUAGUUUCUAAUCCAUUUUACUCUUUCAGUGUUUUUAGACAUAGUCGGGGAGAAUUCACGUUACAGUCUACAUGAGCAAAUGGCUAAAAUCAAAGCUCCUACCCAAAUAAUAUGGGGCAAGCAGGAUCAGGUAAGGAUCUUCACCCUUCUGAUACUGUAUUCUGUCAGAGAGGAACCAGUUAAUAUACUUUGUUUUUAACUUUAAUUCAGGUGCUGGAUGUUUCCGGAGCUGAUGUUUUGUCGAGUUCGAUACCUGGAAGCCAGGUGGAAAUACUAGAAAACUGUGGACACUCAGUGGUUAUGGAGAGACCCAGAAAAACUGCUAAACUAAUAGUGGACUUCUCAUCUACGUCGAAAGACGGGGAAAACCACAAAAAGCAAGAUUAAUAUUCAGGAAGCCGAGGGUACAAUGCAGUUCUUUGGAAACUCUGAGAUCCUCAAGGGAAUUGUAGAACAUUUAGGAAUGCCAUUUAGUUCCUAGUGGACAUAAUGAUCACUAGAAUGUUUGACUGAGCUACAAAAAGGCCCAAUUGGCAAAGUUUCAUGGACCCUGAUCAUAAAGGUCACGAGUGGUCUUUGGUAAAUAUAUGGCCGAAUAACCAAUACUCACUCAAGGUAAAGUAUAUUGCUCAACUCACAGGAGUCUGUUCACGACGCAGACAUGUAUGCCUCCAUAGGCAGCUGUAAUCAAAACCUUGUGAUUACCGACUCACAAUCUUGUGCACGACACUAAAUAUUAGAUAUCUGUUCUUCCUGUUGAUGAAAACACACAAUAUUCGUAAAGAACUGUUAUAUUAAAUGUCAGUAGUGGGAAGGGGGUAUAUUAGAUAAUAACUUGUAGUUCUAGCCAGUUAUAAAUUUUCUGUUGGAAAAUUAAGCAAAGAACUAUAGGAGCGACUGCAGGAGUAUGUAAAAUAUCACGGGAUAUUUGCACAUACAUGUAAAAUAAGUGCCAGAAAAAAACAAAACUCUUUGACAACUGUAGCAUUGCAGAAAAAAAUAUCUGGAUGGAUGGGGUUCAUUUAAAAUGUUGUUAAUAGAUUUAGAAAAAGUCACCUUAGAUAAAUGUACAACACAGGAAUUUAACGCCAUAUCUUAUUGAUUUUUAAUGUGUACAAAAUUGCUACAAUUUUGAAAAAUGGCAUAUUUUUACCCCAUAUAUCUAUCUACAUUCCAUUCGGCACCAGAACCAACAUACCAUGUAUAACGCUGGGUAAGUGCAGAGUAGACAAGUGGAUUUUUACACGUAAGAUCAUGAACGCGGACAGUGAGUUUGCAGUGGGAAAGAUUAGGGUACUUUGUAAAAAUGGUAGAAGUAUGUGUACUGAUGGAAGCUGGCCGUACUGCAGUAUGUCAUAUAAGUGAAGUGUCUAUAGGGUGUCUGUAGAGUAUAGAGCCUUUAUUCACACUUUACCCCUUUGGUGUCAUUAUGAUGUUAUUGUGAUUUUCUGUUGGCUGCUGAAAGAACUACAGGGUUAUUCAAUAAAGUGUGAACCACUGGGAAUUCAAUGUGAAUUUCAAAUUUAGUCCAAAAUAGCUGAUCUGGGAAAAGCUUGGGCUUUGCAAAUUUUUCCGAUUUGGCUUUUCUGGUUUAAAAUAUUAAAUUCAUUUAGAAUUUCUGACACUUCUUACUUUAGUAAUUACUGCCUGUAUGUUGGCAAACUGUAUCAAGGACCAGGUCUAAAUGACAUUGAUGCAUAAUAAGCAGUAAUAUGCGUAACCUAUUCCCACCUAAAAAACAAAUGUAAAGAAAAAAAAAAGUCACUCAGUAGCUCUUUAACAAAUGCAAAUUGUUGUAUGCAAUGAAUGUUUGCAAAAUAGUUUUUUUAAUUUUUAAUUUUUUUUUUUUUAGUAAUUCCAAAUGUACUACACCAAGUACUGUAAUUCUUUAUAAAACCUCUGAGAUCACUGGCAAAAAAGUCUAGCCAUGCAACAGCUCUUCAACGCCGUCCAAGUAAAAAAAAAUGAACUUAAGAUGAACUGUUCUAAAAUGUGCAGACAAUACUGACCAAUUGAUUUGUAUCUGAAUUCUAUAUGGAGCUGUUGUAUUGGCUAUACUAAGCUGCAGUGUUUGAAAUAUGCACAACAUACUGUGAAAUCAAAUAAGGAUAAGCCUGAGAAUUUUGCUUCCUGAUGCACAGCAUGCCAAACUUUAUACUUCUUAUAUAAAAUGAGGUUAUUUGUCAUUUAUUUAAUUUAUCUACUUGUUAAAAUUGUGUUAAACAACUAGGUGUCUAUGUAGAGCUCAUUCUGGGAGACAAAAUAUGCAAGACGAGAAGCAGCGAGGUCCUCUGAUUGAUUGUGUCACAUAAACGCAAUGGCUUAAUUGAGAUAUAUAUAUAUAUAUAUUAUAAAAUAAUUUGCAGGUACUGAAUUAUAUAUAUUUAUAUUAUGUCAAGGUGUGCCAGUUGAUCCACUUGAGGCAUUAGUCCUGUCAAAAGUCAGAUCUUGAGGUGACUGCAAAAACCCUGGGUGCAGUGUGGCCCAUUGCUGUGCCUUUAGAUGGAUAGAUUCAUUACUUGAGUGACACCUGUACACCACCUAUGGUGGCCAUGUUUCUAUUGUCGAACCAAUUGUGAGAAAAAUACUGGUAUGUAUUACUCAAGAUACGAUACUUGUAGUACUAUCUUAUCCAGUUCUGCAGUUACAAGCAUGCAACGUUCUUAAAACGCAACCAAAAUGUGAUGCCACGUGAAAUAAAACACACAAAAUCCGCUGUGGUCAUAUUUCUGGAGAUAAUAUACUUGUGAGGCUGAGCUUAAACAGAAGCCUCUCUUACUAAAACAGUAUGUAGGCCUUCCUGAGCCAGUGUAUAUUGUCUAAACUCACAAUUGAACACAGUCAUUACUCAGUCAUUACUCAGGCAAAGCUAAGGUUAAAAAAAAUAAUAAUAAUAAAUCUCACCAAAACGCACUAUAUCUUUUGGUGGCAACAUUGUCUAUGGUAUUCAGCCAUUUUUGUAAACAAAACAAAGUGGAGUACCACUGUAAUACUGCCUUGGCAUCCUCCACUGUAAUACUGCCCUGGCAUCCUCCACUGUAAUACUGCCUUGGCAUCCUCCCACGGGAAGUAGUCAAUCUUUUUGAGAAUAGUUUGACAACUUACCUGUUGUGUGCUUGAUGCCAUUUGCCGCAUUCUCUGCCUACAAAAAAUCUUUGCACUGAACUAAGCCCAGCAGUGCAGUUCUAAAACCCCCUUGCCACCAUGGAUUGGAGCUUGAGCUCCUUAAAGGUGGACACAUUUAAAGCUGCAAAAAUGAGGAGGGGGAAAUAAUCUGCUCCUAAACAGGCACAGCAAUGGUCACUCUGCAUGCGUAGUACUGCUCCCAGCUGAAAGAAUUAAUUGUGAAAACUGCAAAAAUGUAAAUGUAGGUUUCUAUUUUAUUUUUUUCUAAGAAACCUCCAAACACCAUAACUACUACAGCAUACUGUAGUGGUUAUGCUGCUAGGAAUGCCCUUGCACAACACCAAUAAAAGUAGUCAAACUGUUUGCUAAUAAAUUAACUUCUUACCUGGGGUUCGUUUCCAGCCAGAAAUUCAUUCUAGAACCUUCUGUAAGUUCUUCUGAGCUACGCCCAGCUCAUUGACCGAGAGCAUCAUUUGAUGGCACCGCCAUGCAGCUCUCAUUAAAGAAACGAGUGGUACUCAGCAGACCUCAGGAAGAAGUCAAAUGGUUAGAAAAUUAUUAGAGGGUGCAGUGCAGUGUGCUGUAGUGUUUAUGGUGCUUGGAGUUUUCCCUUAAUUUUACACUUUUUGUGUUGAAUGGAAAUACCAAACUUACUUUAAAGGAACACUAUAGUGACCUAAAUUACUUUAGCUAAAUAAAGCAGUUUUAGUGUAUAGAUCAUUCCCCUGCAAUUUCACUGCUCAAUUCACUGUCAUUUAGGAGUUAAAUCACUUUGUUUCUGUUUAUGCAGCCCUACCCACACCUCCCCUGGCUAUGAUUGACAGAGCCUGUAUGAAAAUAAAAACUGGUUUCGCUUUCAAACAGAUGUAAUUUACCUUAAAUAACUGUAUCUCAAUCUCUAAAUUGAACUUUAAUCACAUACAGGAGGCUCUUGUAGGGUCUAGCAAGCUAUUAACAUAGCAAGGGAUAAGAAAAUCUUAAUUAAACAGAACUUGCAAUAAAGAAAGCCUAAAUAAGGCACUCUUUACAGGAAGUGUUUAUGGAAGGCUGUGCAAGUCACAUGCAGGGAGGUGUGACUAGGAUUCAUAAACAAAGGGAUUUAACUCCUAAAUGGCAGAGGAUUGAGCAGUGAGGCUGCAGGGGCAUGUUCUAUACACCAAAACUGCUUCAUUAAGCUAAAGUUGUUCAGGUGACUAUAGUGUCCCUUUAAUAUUCAUGUCAGCAAAAAGGGAUGGUUAUUUCUGGAAAUGUUAUCUUCACAGACUGAUUGUUUUUCCUUUAAUAAUUUGUAUAUGGAUGUUAUUGAUAAAUUAAAAGAUUUCU
Pelobates cultripes (western spadefoot toad) is the source of this 26690-nucleotide messenger RNA. The record is from the annotation of a GenBank genome assembly. Lineage: Eukaryota; Metazoa; Chordata; Amphibia; Anura; Pelobatidae.